Molecule: messenger RNA, 3750 nt
Organism: Hemibagrus wyckioides
Lineage: Eukaryota; Metazoa; Chordata; Actinopteri; Siluriformes; Bagridae
Gene: acap1
Product: ArfGAP with coiled-coil, ankyrin repeat and PH domains 1
Exons: 23
Coding region: 767-3040 (757 amino acids)
Cellular component (GO): cytoplasm
Molecular function (GO): GTPase activator activity; protein binding
Source: RefSeq, a predicted model, not a curated record
GCAGUUUUUGGCCUAGUCGUCCCUUUUCUUUUGAGGUUUAAUGACAUGAUGUCCGUUUUACCGUCAAGCUUACAGUGGGAGCACGAAACCCGGAAGAGGAGCGCGUGCUGGGGGGGCGGACCUACCGAGGCGCAAGAGAAAGAGAGAGAGGAACGCGAGAACAGUGUCAAGCCUUGGAGACCUUAAUUAUUCCCUGAGGAGCCAUCACUAUCAUUGUUUUAUUUUUUUACUCUUAUUUUUUUCUGCCCUUUUUAAGCUAGAUUUUAAAAAUAUCAACGCGAUAAAUGUUUUUACGCAUUUAGCUUAUUUAAAUACUCGGAACUUUAGCGGCCAAUGGAGAGACAGAUCACGCGCGCUGGAUAGGAAAGCGAAAACUUCAGUGACGACUUGCACUUGACGUUUAUUUAUUUCUAUUUAUAUAAUAAGUGGAGUUUUAUGAAUGCAUAUAUGUUGCGGUUGGUUUUUUAAUUUAUUUCGGACGCAUGGAUCGCAAGGUGAAGUACAAAAGUAUUGUUUCAGAAAUAUGAACUUUGCACAUCAGUGUCGUCGUCGGGGAUUUGCGGUAUAUUGUCCAAAUGCCUCUGUAUAAUUAAUUCAGAGAGCUUAUAAUGAAAGCGACAUUAUUGCACGGAGUUUAGUAGGAACUGCUGGGAGUGAGAUUUCUUCACCGCAAACAAAAAAAGGGACAGCUCAGGCUUGUACAGCUCAUGACACAAGAAGGAAUAAUAAUAUCGGGUUUUGUGAAUUAUAUGUUUCCACUGGCAAAAUGACUGUCAAGAUGGAUUUUGAAGAGUGUUUAAAGGACUCCCCCAGGUUCAGGGCAGCCAUUGAGUCAGUGGAGGGGGAUGUGAAUGAACUGGAGACACGUCUCGAAAAGUUGGUGAAGCAGUGUAACGCCAUGCUGGAAGCAGGCCGAGCAUAUUGCCAGAGCAGUAAGAGCUUUGUAAAUGGACUCAGGGAACUUGGAUUUCAUCUCUCUGGAGACACAACCAUGGGGAGCUGUUUGGAUAAGUUCUCCAAGACGCUGAACAACAUCCUUAUGGCUCAGGAGGAGCUCAUUGAAAGCACACAGAAGUCAGUGAAACUGAAGCUGCAGAGUUUUGUGAAAGAUGAUGUCAAACGCUUUAAAGAUGCACGUAAGGAAUUUGAGCGCAGCAGCGAGACUCUGGACGCAGCUUUGGGAAAGAAUGCUCAAGCCCCACGGGGAAAGCUGCAUGAGGUUGAGGAGGCCAGUCAGGCCUUAACUCAUGCCCGUAAAGCCUUCAGAUCAGGGACUCUGGACUAUGUACUGCAGAUUAAUGUUAUUGAGUCCAAGAAGAAGACUGAUAUUCUGAUGGCGAUGCUCUCGCUGAUGGAAACCCAGGCUGCGUUCUUCCAGCAGGGUCAUCAGUCCCUCACAGAACUGGAGGAGUAUCGUAAGCAACUAAGCAAUGAGUACACACAACUAGUUCUAAACUCUGCAAGAGAUAAGAGGGACAUGGAGCAGAGACAUGGUGACAUCAAGAAAAAGGAUGAAUCGUAUGAUGAAUCAGUCUUGGACUUCAGUCCAGACGCAUCCAGUGGAAUUGCCAUGGAGGGUUACCUGUACAAGAGAGCCAGCAAUGCCUUCAAAACCUGGAGCAGGCGCUGGUUUUCCAUUCAGAAAAACCAACUGGUCUAUCAAAAGAAAUUCAAAGAGAACCCCACUGUGGUGGUGGAAGACUUGCGCCUGUGCACAGUGAAACCGUGUGCUGAACAGGAGAGAAGGUUCUGCUUUGAAGUCGUCUCACCCUCCAAGAGCUGUCUAUUGCAAGCAGAUUCAGAGCGACAGCAGCAAGGCUGGAUGAGCGCUGUGCAGAACAGCAUUGCUUCAGCAUUUCAGGAGAGGAGAGAGGACACAUGCAGCCCUAGGGAACGCUGCAGCUCCGUGUCAGCAGGCAGUGUGAAUUUGGGUUUUGGAGAGCAGAAGGACUAUAAAGCCCUGGAGGAGGUGCAGGCUAUACCUGGGAACAGCCAGUGCUGUGACUGUGGAGAACCAGGACCGGACUGGGCCUCCAUUAACCUGGGCAUAACACUCUGUAUCACCUGCUCUGGAAUACACAGGAGUCUGGGUGUCCAUUUCUCGAAAGUACGCUCUCUAACUCUGGACUCAUGGGAGCCGGAACUCAUAAAACUGAUGUGUGAGUUGGGAAACGCUGCCAUUAACCGGAUCUACGAGGCACGCAUUGAUGAGAUCACGAUAAAGAAACCACACCCUUCCAGUCCCAGGCAGGAUAAAGAGUCGUGGAUACGUUCAAAAUAUGUGGAGAAAAAAUUCAUCCACAAGCUUCCUGAAACAGGGCGUGGGACACCACUGCGUCGCUCCAGCGCACGCCGUCAUCGAGCAACAACACAAGACAAACAAACCCAACGUCCUCCCCUCAAACCCAAACCCAACAGAGCCACCCUGGCACGGAACACAGGUCUGACUCCAACUGAAAUCAUGAACAGUACCGGCUCUCAUAAAGAUGAGGAAGAAGAGGAGGAUUUGAGCGGUCUUCACCCUGGCGCUCUGCUCUACCGUUCUGCAGCACUUCAGCAUUUUCCCGUUAUGGCUGAUGCUCUAGCUCAUGGAGCAGAUGUUAACUGGGUUAACACGGCUGAGGAAAGCAAAACUCCUCUCAUACAGGCCGCAACCGUGAAUUCUCUGGCAGCGUGUGAGUUCCUGCUGCAGAACGGCGCUAAUGUAAACCAGGCCGACUCAAACGGAAGAGGACCCUUACACCACGCUACUAUACUGGGACAUACAGGGCUGGUGUGUUUGUUUUUAAAGAGAGGAGCUGACUACAACAAAAAGGACAUCAGCCAAAAAGACCCGAUCAGCAUAGCAGUAGAGAGUGCCAACGCUGAUAUUGUUACACUCCUCCGAAUAGCCAAGAUGAACAAGGAGAUGCGGGAGAUGGAUGGCUUCGCCCAAUCAGGUGACGAGACCUAUCAUGAUAUCUUUAGGGAUUUCUCCCAAAUGGCUUCCAACAACCCUGAGAAGCUGAAACGUCGCAGUGCUGAUAUUAAAACUCCAUAACCUCCAGGUGCAAGACUGUACCUGUUUCUCUCACUAUAUUUAAUAUACAGACAAUGGCUGGAUUUCAUUUUUCAUAAUCUUCUUAUUUCAUAAGUGUGUCUUGUUUUUCUGCCUUGUCAUCACCUGGCUGAUGUAACACACACACACACACACACACACACACAUACAGUUAUGAAAUCUGUAAGGCAUGGUAUCAUCCUUGAUCUUUGAGCCUAUGUCCCAUUAGGUCACUGUGCAGCUUGAUUCGGUUUAGCUAUAUUCAACUGCACUGCUGUAGUUCUAGCUUUGCUCUGUGGUCAUCAGUGUUUUCUGGACUGUAUAACAGGACAGAGAGGGCAGUCAACUCUUGGUUGUCUCAAUCAAAUUAUUCUGAUCAUGGUUUCUAUACAUUUUUUUUUUAUUAAAGUAAUACAGCAAAUUUGUGUUGUAUGUUUUGAGAGAUAUCUGAUAUCUCCGUUUCAUAUAUUGGUCUGAAAAGUUUUAAUUCCACAUUCUGGGGAAAACACAGCUUCUUGUCCAAACCAUGCAUUAGUCAUAUAGAUGAACUGUUAAUUCCAAGCAAGUGUUUUUCAUUUCCUUUUUAUGACCAAAAUGACAAUUUUUUUUCAAACAGUGUGAUAUCUGUGCAUGUCUUUUUAACAGAAACAAAAGAUUUAUACAUGAUCUCUCCAGAGAAACAGUAGAAAAAUAAACUUGCUUGCCUCCAUUUA